AAGAUGCGAAGUCCGUUGACGGCGAUCGGGGCGAUGGCGCUCGUCCUCAUGGGCCUCGCCGACGCCUCCGCGGGCGCUGAUGCGCUGGCGACGAGCAAACUCUCUCUCAUCGAGGCGAGCCCAUUCAUCCUUCGCUUUGACGAGGCCAUGGCCGCCGAAAUGGCCAUGAGCUCGGCCACGGGGGUCUAUGCCGCUGGCAUGGACGGUAACUUGCCCGUCGUGCUCAUGCAUGGCAUGGGCGACGCUGCGGGGAACCCUGGCAUGCAGCGCCUCCGCAAGGCGGUCGCUGCGCACCUCAACACGUACGUGACGAACGUCCAGAUCGGCGACUCGGUCGCUGCCGACUCGUCCAACAGCUUCUUCAUGAAGUUUGACACCCAAGUCGACCUCUUCGCCAAGCAAGUUGCCAAUGACCCGAACCUUGCGGAGGGCUUCAACGCCAUGGGUUUCUCGCAAGGCAACCUGCUCAUCCGGGGGUACAUUGAGCGCUACAACACGCCACCAGUCAAGAACUUCAUCUCGGUGCACGGCCCACUGGCCGGCGUCGGGGCGCUUCCCCACUGCGCGCCGACCAGCUUUAUCUGCAAGCAAAUCAAUGCCAUCAUAUCGACUGCAGCCUACACGGAUACCGUCCAGGGCAAGCUCGCGCAAGCCAACUAUUUUCGCGAUCCAAGCCAGAUUGCUGCCUACCUCGCCCACGCUCUCUUCCUUCCCGACAUCAACAAUGAAAAGUCCGUCAAGACACCCGAGUACAAGACCCGGUUCGCGUCGCUCACGCACCUGGCGCUCGUCCGCGCCGCGCACGACACGAUGGUCUACCCCCAUGAGUCGGAGUGGUUUGGGGCGUACGCCGACGGUCAGAGUGACGUGGUGUUGCCCAUGCGGUCGACGCAGUGGUACCAGCAAGACUCGUUUGGGCUCGCAACGCUCGAUGACAGCGGUCGUAUCACGUUGUACGAGACGCCAGGGGACCACCUCCAGGUCUCGACCGCCGACCUCCUUGGCUGGAUCGACGCACAUUUUGUAAACCACGCGGUCACGAAUGCGUAAACGUGGCGUGUUAAUGGGC
This is a messenger RNA of Saprolegnia parasitica CBS 223.65, 1069 nucleotides long. RefSeq lists its product as hypothetical. Gene Ontology annotation, cellular component: lysosome. Gene Ontology annotation, molecular function: thiolester hydrolase activity; palmitoyl hydrolase activity. The transcript has 7 exons. The record is from RefSeq and is a predicted model, not a curated record. Bases 4 to 1050 code for a protein of 348 amino acids. NCBI's taxonomy places the organism in Eukaryota, Oomycota, Saprolegniomycetes, Saprolegniales, Saprolegniaceae.